Molecule: messenger RNA, 1760 nt
Organism: Capra hircus (goat)
Lineage: Eukaryota; Metazoa; Chordata; Mammalia; Artiodactyla; Bovidae
Gene: QRFPR
Product: pyroglutamylated RFamide peptide receptor
Exons: 6
Coding region: 465-1760 (431 amino acids)
Biological process (GO): G protein-coupled receptor signaling pathway
Cellular component (GO): membrane
Molecular function (GO): peptide binding; neuropeptide Y receptor activity
Source: RefSeq, a predicted model, not a curated record
ACUCCCGCCUGGAGGGUGCGGAGGCGGGGUCCCCGAGCUGAAGCUGGGAGUGAGCGGCGCGCAGCCGAGCUCCCGCCCCGCCCUCGGCCGCUCCGGAGCCGGUGCAGCGUCCUCACCGCGUGGCCGGCGAGUGAAAGGCGUGGGGACUGCCGCUCCGGCAUUCCGGACGGCCACAGCGCCUGGCCUCGGAGAAGAGCAGAACUUUGAACUAGCAACAUUUUUGGUCAAUGGGAUAAUCUCCCUCGCUUUGGCUCUCGAUUAUGAGUUAAAGCCCUGCACUGUUUUCCCUCCCCCGAACCUCUCGCGCUGCUGGCGGGAGCCCUCCCGCGCGCCGGAGCGCAGAGCAGAGGCUGCCGAGGCCUCCAGGGGCGGGAGGCGGCCGCCGGCCGGUCCUCCAGGAGCCCGCGCCCCGCUGCGCGGGAGUCCGGGCCCCGGAGGUGGAUGGCGCUAGGGGCGCACGCAGCAUGCAGUCGCUCAACAUCACUCCGGAGCAGUUCUCCCGGCUGCUGCGGGACCACAACCUGACGCGGGAGCAGUUCAUCUCGCUCUAUGGGCUGAGGCCGCUCGUCUACACCCCAGAGCUGCCCGGGCGCGCCAAGCUGGCCUUCGUGCUCACCGGCGUGCUCAUCUUCGCCCUGGCACUCUUUGGCAACGCGUUGGUGGUCUACGUGGUGACCCGCAGCAAGGCCAUGCGCACUGUCACCAACAUCUUCAUCUGCUCCCUGGCGCUCAGCGACCUGCUCAUCGCCUUCUUCUGCAUCCCGGUCACUAUGCUCCAGAACAUCUCCGACAACUGGCUGGGGGGUGCCUUCAUUUGCAAGAUGGUGCCAUUUGUCCAGUCCACCGCUGUCGUGACAGAAAUCCUCACGAUGACCUGCAUUGCUGUGGAGAGACACCAGGGGCUGGUGCAUCCUUUUAAAAUGAAGUGGCAGUACACCAACCGAAGGGCUUUCACAAUGCUGGGGCUGGUCUGGCUGGUGGCUGUCAUCGUGGGAGCGCCCAUGUGGCAUGUGCAACGACUUGAGAUUAAGUAUGACUUCUUAUAUGAGAAAGAACAUGUGUGCUGCUUGGAAGAGUGGAGCAGCCCUGUGCACCAGAAAAUCUACACCACCUUCAUCCUUGUCAUCCUCUUCCUCCUGCCUCUCAUGGUGAUGCUUAUCCUGUACAGUAAGAUUGGCUAUGAACUUUGGAUAAAGAAAAGAGUUGGAGAUGGCUCUGUGCUUCGAACUAUUCAUGGAAAAGAAAUGUCAAAAAUAGCCAGGAAGAAGAAGCGAGCUGUUGUUAUGAUGGUGACAGUGGUGUCUCUCUUUGCCGUGUGCUGGGCACCUUUCCACAUUGUUCACAUGAUGAUGGAAUACAGCAACUUUGAGAAGGAAUAUGAUGAUGUUACAAUCAAGAUGAUUUUUGCUAUAGUGCAAGUAAUUGGAUUCUCCAAUUCCAUCUGUAAUCCAAUUGUUUAUGCAUUUAUGAAUGAAAACUUCAAAAAGAAUUUUUUAUCUGCAGUUUGUUAUUGCAUUGUAAAAGAAACCUUAUCCCCAGCACGAAGGCAUGGAAAUUCAGGGAUUACAAUGAUGCAGAAGAAAGCAAUAUUUUCCCGGAAAGAGAACCCAGUUGAGGAGACCAAAGCAGAAGCCUUCAGUGAUGGCAACAUUGAAGUCAAGUUGUUUGAACAACCUGAAGAGAAGAAACAUCUCAAACGACACCUUACCCUCUUCAAUUCUGAACUUUCUGAGAAUUCUGGUCUAGGCAGUGGGCAUUAA